ACAUCAAACUCCUGCAGUGGGAAACAACCUGUUCACCGCUCCCACAUUUCCAAGUAGGGGAUGAUGGCGUCAUGAAGAGUUCCUCAAACAUCUCUGACAUUCCGAUACAGACAUCAAACCCUCAUCAUCCACAGGACUGAACUCUAAACUCCUGACGCUUCUUACAGCAGAACCAUCAUGAUGUUGGAAAUUUACCUGGUAAUGACAGUUGCUGCCAGUGCUGUUUCCCAAGAGACAGAAGAGCAUGUAUCAUAUACGUGCACAGAAGGCUAUGAAUAUGAUCCCAUUAAAGAGGUAUGCAAAGAUAUUGAUGAGUGUGCACUUGUCUCUGAUACCUGCAAAGGAGGCAUGAAGUGCAUAAACCACUAUGGCGGCUACCUCUGCCUCCCUCAGAAUGCCCAGAUAUUUAUCACUAAUGGAGACGAAUCAUCCCAGCGCACAGACCCUAUUCCCCAACCCCCCCUUAACCCUCUGAACCCCACUAACCCACAGACCCCACAAACACGCACCCAGUCAAACCACAGAGGUGUAGUAGCUGGAGCCUCACAGUGCUUGCCGGGUUUUACACUGGAUGAGCAAAACUACUGCCAAGAUGUAGAUGAAUGCUCUCAAGGCCUACACACCUGCAAUGCAGACCAGAUCUGCUACAACACAAGAGGCUCAUACACCUGUCAAUGUCAUCCUGGAUACCAGAAACAUGGAGAACAGUGUGUGGAUAGAAAUGAGUGUAUGCUAUCACACUACUGCAUGCACAGAUGUGUGAACACUGCUGGCUCUUAUUUCUGUGAGUGUAAAGAUGGCUACCAGCUCGCCAGCAACAACCACAGCUGUGUAGAUGUGAAUGAGUGUGAUCUGACUCAACCGUGCCAACAUCAGUGUUUCAACCUCUUGGGCUCAUAUAUCUGUCAGUGUGAUCAGGGUUAUGAACUUGCACCGAAUUCAGUCUCUUGUGUGGACAUUGACGAGUGUGCAUUCUCCAGCUACAUGUGCCAGUAUGUGUGUAUUAACAGCCCGGGUGGAUAUUCCUGCAUCUGCCCAGAGGGAUAUCAGCUGCAGAGAACAAGAAUGUGUCAAGACAUCAAUGAGUGUGACACAGGUCACGAGUGUAGGGAAGAUGAGAUGUGCUGGAACUAUUACGGAGGUCAUCGCUGUUACCCUAAGAACCCGUGUCAGGAGCCUUACGUGCUGACGUCGGAAAACCGGUGUUCGUGCCAGUCUGCUGGUGCAUGUCGAGGCCUGCCGCAGUCUAUCAUUUACAAAUACAUGAGCAUUCAUUCAGAGCGCACCGUACCAGCAGAUAUCUUCCAGAUUCAAGCCACAAACAUCUUCCCCAGUGCACACUACAGCUUCAGGAUUAAAGCUGGCAACGAUGGAGGAGAGUUCUUCCUUAGGCGGUUCAGCAGUGUUGGUGCAAUGCUGGUCUUGACCAAGUCCCUGGAGGGCCCACAGGAGCUGAUCGUUGACCUGGAGAUGAUCACUCAACACACAGCAAUGACCUAUCGCUCAAGCUCUUUCCUACGGCUCACCAUCAUCGUGGGACCCUACCCCUUCUAACAACACUGCUGCUUCACACAUUUAUACACAUCCAGACUGCUUGCAUUAAAGUUACACGCAGCAACGGUGAGAUGUUAUGAACUGUUCUAAUGUGUCUUCAUCUCGCAGUCAUCAUAAAAUAAGCUGACUCUUAUUCAGGGCUUCAGACUUCCACUAAAAUGGUUGCUAAUGUGACAAAAAAUUUACAUUUUAUGACGACGUUUAAAAUCUAAACACUUUAUUGGCUUGUCGUAUUUUAUCAGUCGCAGAGGGGUCAUGAGCAGGGUGGUAGGUGUAGAGAGGAUAUUUAGUUUGAUGGAUCUCCUUGAAUGGAUGCUUUUGAAUUAACACCUACUGUAUAUGAAGGAUGGGUGAUUGCUCGUCACACACAGGUAGUACAGUACGUUUACAAAAAAAUGUCAUCUAAUCAUCAGUUUAUAAACAUUUGCUAGUACAACUGCUUGCUUUCAGAGUUAGU
This is a messenger RNA of Cyprinus carpio (common carp), 2011 nucleotides long. Its product is annotated as EGF-containing fibulin-like extracellular matrix protein 1. Lineage: Eukaryota; Metazoa; Chordata; Actinopteri; Cypriniformes; Cyprinidae. The record is from RefSeq and is a predicted model, not a curated record. Gene Ontology annotation, molecular function: calcium ion binding.